GCCUGAAAUGCCAGAUCGGACUCCGCCAUCGCGUCUUUCUGGCCCUUUUCGUGUCCCUAAUUUCUAAUUAUAUGCACCAUCAGGACACCUUCAAUAUCGACUCGUCUGCUCCUUUUGACUCUUUUGAAUUCCUGAGUAAUUUCUACCCUACGACUCUUUACACCUCGGAGGCUCAUACCAGCCCAGAACAUCAUUCGUCAUGGUCUACUCAACCACUCUCCAGAGCAAGUUCGCUCACAAGGUCGGCGAGCCUGUCCCUGAAUUCAACUCCGAUCAUCCUAUCCACCCAGCCCUGGUGCACUUCCCCAUCGCCUUCAACAUCCUCGCAUGGAGUCUUGACAUCCUCUAUGCCCUGACCUCCGUCUGGGUCCGCCCUGCCUUCCUUACUACCCGCUUCGGCUCGACCUCGACAUUGCUCGACAUCUCCCGUCUAUCCUACUUUCUUCUAUGCGCAGGCCUCAUCAGCACAGUCCCUGCCAUCAUGUCUGGCAACAUCCAACUCGUCGGCAUGAUCAAGAAGAAUGGCGGCCCCUGGGAAAAGGACGCUACGGGAAAAGCAAAGGACACAAUGGUACCUCGUAUCAAGGCUGCCAUCACCCACGCCAUCAUCAAUGAUAUCGUCUUCGUGGUCGGCCUGUACAGCUGGUACCUGCGCAAGGACAAGACUGCCGCGCCCAACCCUGGCAAGAUACCCACCAACACAAACUUGAUCCUCAGCAUGGUCUUGAUUCCCCUGCUGUUCUCAUCUGCAAAGAUUGGCGGCGUGCUUGUGUACAACCAUGGUGUCGGCCUGAACUUGGGCAGGAAGAAGUUUGAGUAGACUCCAGAAGGAGGCUGGCUUCAAGUCACGAUAGCGAGACGGAAUCAAGUGCCUGGCGCUCGGCAGGGUGCUGGGGCGCCCAGUGUGAUGCACGCUCUAAGACUAUGCGGCACAGCAGGGUGUGCUAUGGUGGCGAAAAAUCAUAAUUUGCUUGAGGAGGGGCGCGAUAAACUGGUGUCUGAGCCCAUUGGCGGCAUAGUCGACGGCUGGCCAUGUCAGGUGAAGGAAAGCAGUGCUUCAGAUGACUACAUUUGUGGAAUCGUUCAGACUAAGACCAAACGGAGCGCCUAUUUCCUUAUAUUUGUGCGAUAUGUCAUACUGCAGAACUGACCU
Molecule: messenger RNA, 1153 nt
Organism: Exophiala viscosa
Lineage: Eukaryota; Fungi; Ascomycota; Eurotiomycetes; Chaetothyriales; Herpotrichiellaceae
Exons: 2
Coding region: 200-820 (206 amino acids)
Source: RefSeq, a predicted model, not a curated record